Molecule: messenger RNA, 387 nt
Organism: Cooperia oncophora
Lineage: Eukaryota; Metazoa; Nematoda; Chromadorea; Rhabditida; Trichostrongylidae
Source: the annotation of a GenBank genome assembly
AUGUUUCCGUCACGCAUUCUCCUGGUUCUUGCUUUGACAGCGUUUGUCACACUUCACGCAUUCAGUGCUGAAACGAAAUGUAACUGCUGUAGAAUCGUCCUCGGUGACGUGAAAGAAACAUUGCCCAAGCUCACCGAGAAAGUUGAAACUGUCCUGGACGUUGCCAUCAAGAACGCUUGCCAACGCUAUGUAACGAUACAACCAUUCGAAGAGAUCUGUGAGUUCAUCGAGCAGAAACUCUUACAAGCGCUCUUCAACUGGAUCGAAAAGAAGGAAGGAGAGAUCGAUCCGGAGGUGGACUGCGAGUACAUGAGGUUAUGCCCACGUCCCAAAGCAUUCGAAGUGCUUCUUAGAGCACUUAAAGUGCCUGAUGUUCCAGCUUAUUGA